UACAAUUUAUAAAUAAAUUCCUUUAUUCUUGGUAUUUUGUAAUGGAAGCUUCUGAUUAUUUGAUAAAAUUAUCGCAACAAUUCUUUUUCUUCACCUAUACAAAACUUUUACCUUUUAUAGUCAUAAUUGGGAUAAUCGGAAAUUGUUUAAUUCUUGUAACAAGCCAUUACAACCCCACAAAAUCAACUGGUUUCAAAUAUAUAUGGUUUUUAGCGCUAUCCGAUCUUGGAGCCUGUAUCUCGGUUAUAUUUUGGCCUUGUUUACAUACACUAGCCAACAUGUCCUUUUGGUUAUUUGCUACUACAUAUGCCUGGAACGCAUUUCUCAUAUAUAUAGUAAACGUAUUGACAAAUGUUUUUAUGAAAGCCAGCACACUUUUAACUUGUGCGCUCACAAUGGAUAGAUAUGUAGCACUUCACAAACCUUUACAGUACCGGAAAAUAAGCGUUCCCAGAAUGGUUAAUUUCGCAGUAUACAUUUCCUUUUUGAUUCCUCUAUUAUUUAUGUGUCCACGAGUGUUACAGUACAAAAUAGAAAUAAAUGGAAAAAUUUUACCUGCUCUAAUCGAGAGGCCGAAAACAACUGAGAAUAGCUUUAACUUUUCUUCCUUCAUCCUCAAUUCUCGUAAAAGAUCCAGUUAUAAUAAUUUUUCAUUUUCCUUAUUUAGCAGGAGAAAAAAUGUUUUAUUAAAAACUCCUGCAAAGAUUACACCUCAUCGUUAUAUACAAGCAAAGAAUUAUAAUGGUUUAAGAAAAUAUAUAAGAGAAACAAACGAGGAAGAAGAAAGUUUGAUGGUUUAUAAAAAAUUUAGCCCAAAAAACAAAUCCUUAGUAUUUAGUGCCACACCAUACGCCUUUAAUUAUUCAUCUCAUGACAAAGAGUGGAUCCACAAACCUUUCUAUCAUUUUGUUAACAACCAAAAUUUUACUAGCCUUCAAUCUUACACAACUUAUCAAUGGUUAAGAGAAAUUUCGUUGACAUUUGCUCCUCUGGUAAUAUUAACUAUUUUAAAUUUGUCUAUUAUACGCAGGUAUAAGUUAAAUAUGCAAAAGAGAGCUUCUAUGAUUAAUAUAAAAGGGCCAUUAACGACUGAAUUAUCCGUUACACAAAGGCCUAAAGAUUCGCUGAAAAAAUCUAUUGUAAAUAUUUUUCCGUUAAUUAAAGAUAAAAUUAAUGCGAUGAAAGAAAAUGAUAUCUCGAUAGUCAAUAAAAGCGAAUUUGAUAAUAAAUCAGCAUCAAUCGAAAACCCAUUAACUAAUAUAGAAUAUCAGGAAAAUAAAAGUAGCAUAAAAAGAUUCAAUUCUCCCGUUAGUUGUAUAGGGAAAGUUAAAGGUAAAAAUGGUAUAAGAAGUAAACAAAUUUUAAUAACCAUAAAUUCCGAGCCAUCGAUCAACGAUGAUUUUAAUAAAAAAUUAUCAGAUCCCAAUUAUACAAAACUUACGAAAAAUGUUGAAUUAAACAAUCAUGGUUCGCGAUGCAAUGGCCUUGCGAAAAAGUUAGGCGAUACUAUUGACGAUGAUGAAAUUAGUCUACAACAAUUAAACGAAAUUCCAAAAAUUGGAAGCUUAAAUUCUCAGCGCGCUUAUUUAAUUGAUCCCGCAAAUAAAUAUCUCAAAGAUAAUUACAAUAAUGAUCAUAUUCCCGAAGACCGUAACUUAAAAACCAUGGUAUCUGCUAAAUUUUCCGACAGUAAAAUCAUGACUACAUUAAAUGACUCCCGAAACGAAAGAGCUAGAAAGCACUUGAAAGACGAAAAAAGGUUAACGAUCAUGUUAUUAACUAUAGUUAGUUUGCACUUCAUCUGCAACAUACCACAAGCGAUUGUAACUAUAAUAGAUACCAAAUACCACGCGGCAAAUAUCAAUAACGAUUAUGAUAAUAAAACCCAAAAUUCCAAAAAUGAUCGUGGUCAAACACUUCUGAAUAUAGCUCUUAUGUCUACUAAUGUUUUGGAAGCCCUCAAUUUCGCACUCAAUUUUUAUCUUUAUUGCAUUUUUAUAAAGGAUUUUCGCGCGCAAGUCAAAAAUUUAUUCUGUAAAAUGACCAGCGGUAGAUUUUGUAAGAAAUAUUUUCAGAACACACCAACUACGACCAUAGAAACAUCCCUCAAGAGCUAUAAUCAAGAAUUGAGCACUUACAAUAAAUUGGAUAAAUUCUCAAUUAACUGAAUGAAUUGUGUCUAAAUAAAUCAUUAUUAUUAAUCGGUUUAAUCUUAUAAUUGAGAUUUUUUUCUAAUUAUAAAAAACUAUAUAAAUAUUAUAUACCUUCUAAUGUCAAAAUUUCUAAUAUAUUAUUUAUAAAAUUUUAUA
Gordionus sp. m RMFG-2023 is the source of this 2309-nucleotide messenger RNA. RefSeq lists its product as uncharacterized. Gene Ontology annotation, biological process: G protein-coupled receptor signaling pathway. Gene Ontology annotation, cellular component: membrane. The transcript is spliced from 2 exons. Gene Ontology annotation, molecular function: G protein-coupled receptor activity. Lineage: Eukaryota; Metazoa; Nematomorpha; Gordioida; Chordodea; Parachordodidae. The record is from RefSeq and is a predicted model, not a curated record. Bases 42 to 2168 code for a protein of 708 amino acids.